Molecule: messenger RNA, 4273 nt
Organism: Arvicanthis niloticus (Nile rat)
Lineage: Eukaryota; Metazoa; Chordata; Mammalia; Rodentia; Muridae
Source: RefSeq, a predicted model, not a curated record
UGUGGAGAAAAGCCUCCGGGGAGAGCGGUGCUGCCCUACAACCUUCGCCCCCUGCCCUCGACUCUUUCCCACAACCCAAAAUGGCGGCCGUUGUGGAUUUUGGCGACCUGGAGCUAUUCGAGGCGUUUGACCCUCAAGAGGAGUCGACCCCGAAGCCCGUUCACACCCGCUUCAAGGACGACGAGGAGGAAGAGGACGACGAGGAGGAUGAGAAUGGGGUGGGCGACGCGGAGCUGCAGGAGCAGCUUCGGCGCUGUGAGGAAACCAUCGAGCAGCUCCGCGCCGAGAAUCAAGAACUUAAAAGAAAAUUGAACAUUCUGACAAGACCCAGUGGCAUCCUGGUGAGCAAUACUAAGAUAGAUGGGCCGUUAUUACAAAUCCUGUUUAUGAACAACGCUAUCUCAAAGCAAUACCACCACGAAAUAGAGGAGUUUGUAUCAAACUUAGUAAAACGGUUUGAGGAACAGCAAACAAAUGACGUGGAAAAGACGUCCUUCAGCCUUUUACCCCAGCCAUCCAGUGUUAUGUUGGAAGAGGACCAUAAAGUGGAAGAAUCAUGUGCCGUUAAAAACAACAAGGAAGCUUUUAGUGUUGUAGGAAGUGUCCUGUAUUUUACUAAUUUUUGCCUUGAUAAAUUGGGGCAACCGCUACUAAAUGAAAACCCUCAGCUUACGGAAGGAUGGGAAAUACCCAAGUACCAGCAAGUCUUCAGCCACAUUGUUUCUCUAGAAGGGCAAGAAAUGCAAGUAAAGGCAAAAAGGCCAAAGCCUCACUGUUUCAACUGUGGUUCUGAAGAGCAUCAGAUGAAGGAGUGCCCAAUGCCUCGGAAUGCUGCUCGGAUAAGUGAGAAGAGGAAGGAGUAUAUGGAUGCCUGUGGUGAGGCCAGCAGUCAGAGUUUUCAGCAGCGGUAUCAUGCAGAAGAAGUAGAAGAAAGAUUUGGAAGAUUCAAGCCGGGAGUUAUUAGUGAGGAACUUCAAGAUGCACUGGGUGUGACAGACAAGAGUCUUCCCCCUUUCAUCUACCGGAUGCGCCAGCUGGGCUACCCACCAGGCUGGCUCAAGGAGGCUGAAUUGGAGAAUUCAGGACUUGCACUCUAUGAUGGAAAUGAUGACACUGAUGGGGAAACAGAAACUGGAGAAAUACAGAAUAAAAAUGUCACUUAUGAUCUCUCAAAGUUGGUAAACUAUCCAGGUUUUAAUAUAUCUACUCCCAGAGGUAUUCCAGAUGAAUGGAGGAUGUUCGGUUCCAUACCAAUGCAGGCGUGUCAACAGAAGGAUGUGUUUGCCAGUUACCUUAAUUCUAACAUCCAGUCGCCGAGCAUGAGGUCUAGCGGCAAGCGGUCUUCCUCUCAGUCCAGCCCUAACAGUCCAAAGAAGCAGCGGAAGGAAGGCAGCUCAGCAGCCUCCCCUGCUGACAUGGAGCUCGACUCAGAUGUAGAGAUCCCACCUGGUUCUCAGAGCAGCAAAGCAUUUCAGUUUCAGCCACCAUUGCCUCCUGGCACACCUCCUCCACUGCCACAGGGAACACCUCCACCUCUCUUCACUCCUCCACUCCCUAAGGGAACCCCACCGCUGACUCCCAGUGACUCACCGCAGACCCGACCUCCAGCCUCAGCCAUGGAUGAGGAUGCGCUGACACUGGAGGAACUCGAAGAGCAGCAGAGGCAGAUCUGGGCUGCUCUCCAGCAGGCCGAGGGAGCCAGCAGUGACUCUGAAGUUCCCGUAGACACACCUGUCACUGGGAACUCAGUGCCGUCCUCCCCUUGUCCAAACGAGUUUGACCUCCCUGUCCCAGAAGUAAAAGCCCUGGAAAAGCCAGUGCUGGCUGAGCCCCAGGGGCCAGCUGCUUCUGUAGACACAGCUGGACCUGAGCCUUCCUGCAGCCCAGCAGCAGGGGCAGUGGUGCUCUCUCAGAGAGGAGAGGAAGUUGCUGCAGAGGGGGACCCUGGAGAUGCUCUUCUUGACAACGGCAAUGUGUUGAACAUGAGCAAUGGAGGCAACCAGCAGCUCCUUCAUCUGGACACCCGGCCUCCGACAGCCUCAAAACUCCAUAGCCCAGUACCUGACAUGAGCAAGUUUGCCACUGGAAUAACACCCUUUGAAUUUGAGAACAUGGCUGAAUCCACUGGAAUGUACCUCAGGAUAAGAAACCUGUUAAAGAAUUCACCCCGAAAUCAGCAGAAAAACAAAAAGACUUCUGAGUGAGCCCUUGCAGUCGCCCUGACUGGGAGGCCUCUGCAGUUCUGCAUUGUCCCAUCAGACUGAGACUAGGUGACCCAUUUGUCCUUCCCACCUUUCAGAAUCUGCCCAUGGUGUAAUUGUGAUCUCAACUCAAGCCUGUUUUACAUAAUGAAAGACUGGGUGUGUGAGUUUGCUCUUUUAUUCUCACUGACAACAACCCUGGGUCUGUGUGCCGUGAGCUGGUUCAGAGAUGCUUGGUCUGGGUUAUACUAUUUUUGGAUCGUGAGUGUCUGUCAAGAGUGAGGUUUGUUUUUUUUUUAAAUGUCUUUUGUAAAUUGUUUUCCCUUUCUACAUUUUGCUAUUAUCCUGUAUAUAUAAGCUUAAUAUAUCACUUUUUAAAAGAAAAGUCUAACAAUUUUAAAUUCACAUUUCAAUUACAACAACCAAAUGAGAAUAAUCAGGGAUGAGCAGCUUUAUCCUGCUUGGGGUAUUUUUGUAAGAUUUUCAUGCAUGAAUUUUAAUAACACUUUUACUUUUUGUAAUUUAAUUAUUCAAAUAUGCUUCCAAUAAAGGUGUGCUCACCUUUGUGUACAAAGGUUUAAUAAAUUAGUUUUCUUUCACAUAAACCAAGAAUUGGGUAGAUAAGACUCACAGUUAAAGUUGUUCUUUUAAACUUGAAUGAAAAUUAUGGUUGCAAAGAAACUGCAUGUUUGGCUGCUGUAAAUGGAUUCCAGCCUUACAUAUAAUAAUAUAGAAAUAAAAUUGUUUAAUUACUUUGAGGAACAAGUGGAGGUCAGCUAGCCUUUGUACAUGGUAAUAUUGUGGAUUUCAGCUGGAAGAUAGACAUGUACUGAGUGUGACUCCUCUGCUAGCUGGAGCCUGAUCUGGUUCUCUGGCUGGGCGCUCUUAAGUCUCUGCCAGGUCAAGUUCUGGAACACUUGGAGAUCUUGAAUUACCACUCAGGUAGUGUUAAGCUGUCCCCAAGCCAACAGAGGGCGCAAAAGGGGAUCAGUCCAGAUUUAAGUGACAGUUUUGAGAAUUUAGCAGUCAAAUUUACUGAUUUAUAAACAGUAAAGGGAGGGAUGGUCACAAGAGGGGGAUGAGGCCACGCUAGGAUAAAAUGUUAAGUGCUUGGAGCUUCUUUAUCACCCAAGUUUUCAGUGCAUUCUGGGUUUGCAUGACAUUGUCACAGGCAAACGCAGCAGCCUUCGUAGCAGGCCUGCCACAAGGAAGGGAAGACAUGGAGGCCUAGAGAAGAUAAGGGGCCCUGUCAACAUUAAACAUGCUUUCUUCUCUCUCAGUGUUUUUUCUUCUGAGAUAGGAUAUUGCUGUGUAGCCUAGGCUGGCCUUAUUCACAGUCUUCCUGAUACUACCUACUGCUGAGAUUACAGGCAAGAUGACAUGGUUCUUUUUUUAAAACCAUUUAUUUAUAGGGGUGGGGGGGUUGUUCCUUGGCAUGGAUAUGUAUGUGUGGGGUCCAUGUUCUGUUCUCUCAUCAACUGUGUCUCCUCAUCAAGCACCUUUACCCAGAGAGCCAGCUCACCAGCCUCAAGAUGGCAUUGACCUUGCUUGUCUUCCUGAUUCCUGAUUACAGGUGUGCCCUACCAUUCUCAAUAGCUAAGGAUCCGUCCCAGAGCACUGUAUGUGUGCCAGGCAAGCACUUCAAACUACACUGCUUCCUGGGCUCCAGUGUCGCGACUCUUAGAAAGGUCAAACUUCCACUAGAGGCUUAGCUGAUUUGUAAAUCAGAAGUUAUUGUUUAGCCCUGUCUGUUGGCUUAAGCCUGGAAUCCUAGCACUUGGGAGGCAGACUGGAGGAUCAGAACCAGCCUUGGUUAUAUCGCAAGUUCAGUUUGACUGAGCUACAUGAGAUACUGCUUCAGAGGGGGAAAAAGUUUUCCUUUAUUGUAUUGCCAGUAUCUGCUGAAUAUUGAAAUAAUUAUUUCCAGCACAUACAUACUCUGUUAAGGUAUAGAUUAUACCAUUAUUCCUUUAUUGGGUAGGUAUUGCCUCUUCUUUUUUGUUUGUUUUUGUUUUUUAAAUGUCUAAGAUACAGAUGCCUAAUUGUAAAUAAAUUUACAUCUCUUGCCUCUA